Molecule: messenger RNA, 1378 nt
Organism: Hypanus sabinus (Atlantic stingray)
Lineage: Eukaryota; Metazoa; Chordata; Chondrichthyes; Myliobatiformes; Dasyatidae
Exons: 16
Coding region: 173-1378 (401 amino acids)
Source: RefSeq, a predicted model, not a curated record
UUGAGGUCUUGGUUAGAUUGUUCUUUGUCAGGGACCUCGCCCUCGACCUUACCACCAUGGGUGACCCUACCAGGAGCAUCGCUCUCGGGAUCUCAGGACCACACAAGCUUCUCCACCACGACAAGUCACACAGAAACUAAAUGAAAUCGGGGAUUCUCAGGCUGGAUUCCGGAUGGAAUUGUCCCAAAUGAAGACGAGCAUUACGGAGGAGAUCAAUGAACUGCAAAGCUCUGAGCCUGAUUUCAAGGGGGCAGUUUCACAACUGGAGACGGAAAUUGCAGAGAAGUUCAGCAAAGUGGAAGCAUUACAGGAAGAGCUAAAGAUGGAAUUCUCAAAAACAAAGACUCACAUGAUGACAUUUUCGGAAGACAUGAGCAGUUCCCUCGCUGAUUUCAGGGCUGAACUCUCCCAGCAGAAGAAUCUUCCAGGGGUCUUCAAUGAGGUGAGACUCUCACAGGCUGCUUUCAGUAUGGAACUUUCACAGAUGAACCACAACAUCUCACAGAUGAUGAUCAGAGAAAUUGGAAACUCCACUGCUGUUCUGAAGAUGGAACUUGCGCAAGUGAAGAAAAACAUGAUGGGUUCUUCUGAAGAGGCGAGGAGCUCACUUGCUGUGGUCAGGGCUGAACUCUCCCAGCUGAAGAAGAUAACCAAAAUGUUCGGAGAGAUGAGUUCGCAGUCGAAGCUCAAGGUGGAAAGUUGUCUGAAUCCAGUAAAUGCACACCUCCUGCCGGCUCUAAAGGCAAAUCAAAGGGAACUUUGCAGAACGAGGGUCAAGACCAGGAUCUGCCUCAGGUGGGAGAGCAGAUCUGCAACCCGGACCAGUCAGAGUUUGGACACCGGAGGUACAACGCCGGUCGAAGCUGUGGACGGGCUUCCAACAGCGACGGCUAGUAUGUGGCCUGGGGCUGCAAGAAUUGCCCAGGAUGAUCUAUGGGGCAAAGUUUCCCAGAGGAAUAACAUUGCGCAGAUGUUGAGAGACAUUAGAAACUUGCACUACGAGCUAAAGGUGGAACUCUCACAGAUGAAGACUAAUGUCACACAGAUGAUCGCUGAACUCAGGACGUCACAGGAAGACUUCAGGACUGAACUCGCACAGAUGAAUUAUGACAUCACAAAGCAAUUCAGUGAAAUUCGGAUCUCACAGAGCAACUGGAAACUGGAACUGGUUCAACUGAAGAAUGCCUGUGAGUAUCAUUAUGUGUCCCAUGUUGGACUAACCACUGGUAUCAGUGGUAUUAGUCAGGGCAUGAAGGGAUACGAGAAGAAAGCAGGCCCGGCGAAAUUGUUUCUACUGACAAAGGCGGACCAUGUGCCUCAAAACCACUGGUGCUUCGGGCAGGUGGGGCUCUUCAGCCUGGGACAGCAGCCCACCUAG